Messenger RNA from Solenopsis invicta (red fire ant), 1578 nucleotides. It is a transcript of the gene Cyt-b5-r, whose product is annotated as cytochrome b5-related protein. NCBI's taxonomy places the organism in Eukaryota, Metazoa, Arthropoda, Insecta, Hymenoptera, Formicidae. Gene Ontology annotation, biological process: lipid metabolic process. The record is from RefSeq and is a predicted model, not a curated record. Gene Ontology annotation, cellular component: mitochondrion. The transcript is spliced from 5 exons. The coding region runs from base 16 to 1290 and encodes 424 amino acids.
AUAAAAACCUUUAAUAUGCCGAAAACUAGCACGGUGCCUGGCUUGGCAGACCUACCAAGAGGAUCAUUAAAAACCUCGGCAGGUUUUCUCGAAGCUCGAAGAAAAAUCGACGGUGCCGAAGGACUAUGGAGGAUUGGCGACAAUCUCUAUGAUUUAGAAGCCUUUGCAAAAUCGCAUCCGGGUGGACCUGAAUGGCUUCGGCUGACGAAAGGAACAGACGUCACCGAGUUGUUCAUGAGCCAUCACAUCACGAAGAAGGCAGAACAGCUGCUGCAGAAAUUUUAUGUUCGUAAAGCCGCGACUCCGCGAACAGUACCCCUGACCUUCUUACCGGAUGGAUUCUAUCAAUCAUUUAAGAAUCGUGCGGUCGAGGCUUUGAAGGAUGUGGAUUUUCACAAUCCGUCCACAACAACAAACCUCAUCGCCGAUUUCUUAGUAACUACGACUUUUGUGUUGAGUCUCGUGGCUGCUCUCACUCACUCUUACAUCACUAUCAUUCUUGCCGGCAUUUUUCUGACAUGGACGACCAUCGCAGCGCACAAUUACUUCCACAUGAGAGACAAUUUUCGCAUGUAUUAUUUUGAUCUCAGCAUGGCAUCCUCGAAAAAUUGGCGCAUCUCACAUGUGAUGAGCCACCACAUGUACACCAACACCUUAUGGGAUUACGAGAUCUAUGUGGUCGAGCCGUUUCUACAGUGGUUUCCUCGUAAUGAUAAAUCCUACUUUGCGAGAGUGAUAAGCGAGAUUAUCAGUCCUAUCGUUUGGAUGUUGCUGUUCAUUACCGAAGGCUUAAAACGAUACUAUUCAGCGAUCACGGAGUAUGGAGUUCUUGAAUUUCGUGAUGUCGUACCGCUCUUGCUACCUCUGUCGAUGUAUUUGAUAACGUCCAACAUUCUCGUCGCUCUCAAACUGUGGCUAAUAAUGGUGCUAGUCAGCAGCUCUCUGUUCGGUCUGAUCGGCUUCAACGCGGCUCAUCAUCAUCCUGAUAUCUUCCAUGACGGCGAUAUCUACAGGAAUGACCUGGACUGGGGUCUGCUCGAGUUGGACGCUGUGCGCGAUCGCGAGGUGAUCGACGAUUCGCUCUUCCUAGCGCUCACGAAUUUCGGCUCGCACUCGUUGCACCAUCUGCUACCCACCGUGGAUCAUCACUAUCUGAAAUUGUGUAUACCAGCUUUCCUGCAGACGUGCAAGGAAUUUGGCGUCAGUUCGGACAGGUGGACGCAGUGGGAACUUAUGAAAGGACAAUUUAGACAGCUCGCGCGAACUGACGCAAGGAAGAAUCACAGGUAGCGCUCGUCUUCGAUAAUGAAGCGCUCUUGAUCGUCGAAUACCGAAUUUAUAUGCACUAAGUUCUUUAUAUAUUAAUUUUAUACGUAAGCAUUUCGGGCAAAUAAUGUUGAAUAUAAAUGAUAUAACUAAAAGAAUGUUGAAACCUGACGAAUUAUAAGUUUUAAGCGCAUAAGUUUUAAGAAUUGAGUUAAAAUUUUAUCCGAAUGUAUAGGAAAAAAGUGAAUUAACAAUGAUCAUUCCAAAUAAAAAAAAAUCAUAAAAAUACAGUACACAAGCCUCCAAGGAAAA